Molecule: messenger RNA, 2787 nt
Organism: Eurypyga helias (sunbittern)
Lineage: Eukaryota; Metazoa; Chordata; Aves; Eurypygiformes; Eurypygidae
Product: neurobeachin-like protein 2
Exons: 15
Biological process (GO): intracellular protein localization
Cellular component (GO): membrane; cytosol
Molecular function (GO): protein kinase binding
Source: RefSeq, a predicted model, not a curated record
GCAGUGGAAGGCGACCACAGCUCCUUCCCGGUGCGCGCCAUCCGCAAUGAACAACCCCUGCUCAUCCUGCUGUCCUGGCUCAAGAUCUCCAAGAAUUCUGAUGCACGGGGUCUCUGCCACCAGCCCAGUGCAGUGGAAGGCGACCACAGCUCCUUCCCGGUGCGCGCCAUCCGCAAUGAACAACCCCUGCUCAUCCUGCUGUCCUGGCUGCCAGCACUGGCGUGCCGGAAGCUGCAGGUCUUCCUCUCGUGCCAGCUGCGGUGGCUCUGCGAAGCCUCCCUGCCCAGCCGUCUCACCUGCGUCAAGGCGGGCAUGCACUGCGUUGACAUUGUCCACGUUGCCGGUCGCCGGCCCUUUGGCCAGAACAUCGUCAGCAUCUACACGGAAGACGGCGCAGCUCCGCUUCCCUUCCCUCCACGAGGACCAAAUGUCACGUCACCGUUUACACUGGAAAGUGACUUGGUGGAGCUCAGCAGCAAGCUCUUGCUCUACUACACCCCUCAGGCCUGCAGGAACAACAUCUGCCUGGACCUCUCUCCCAGCCACGGCUUGGACGGGAGGCUGACGGGGCACAAGGUGGUCAACUGGGACAUCAAGGAUGUGGUCAACUGCGUGGGUGGGAUGGGCGUGCUGCUCCCCCUUCUCGAGCAAGUGGUGUCCAAGAAGGAGGAGCCCGAGGAUGAGCCAGAGACCAAUGACCUGGUCGGGCCAGAGCUGACGUCUUCCAGGAAUGCGCAUGACACUGGGCAGGUCCUCAGGCUGGAGAGGAACACCGUGGCCGCCUUCCUGCUGCUGGUGAAGAACUUCAUCCAGAACCACCCGGUGAACCAGGAGAGCCUGGUGCAGUGCCACGGGCCGGCCAUCAUCGGGGCGCUGCUGCAGAAGGUGUGGGGGGCUACCAAAAACUCCAUCCUGUGGUCCCCAGGGUCAUUCCCCAAGGGCUGUAAAGCCUCCCUUCUCGACAUGAGCACGUUGAUGGCCUCGCAGAUCCUCAUGGAGCAGGUUGCCUCCGAGGGCAGCGGGCUCCUGCUGCACCUCCUCUACCAGCAUCUCCUCUUCGAUUUCCGCAUCUGGAGCAACAGCGACUUCGCCGUCCGCUUAGGUCACAUCCAGUAUCUGGCCAACAUCGUCAAGGACCACAAGCAGCGCAUCCGCAAGAAGUACGGGGUGCAGUACAUCCUCGACUCCAUCCGGACGUACUAUGGCACCUCCAGGGAGAAGACCGUGGCCACCGAUGACAUCAAGACAGUGCAAACGUCCCUCUUCAGCUUGGUGAAGGAUUUCUUCUGCCGGAGCUUCUCUGGAGAGGAGAUGCAGAGCUUGCUGAGCUACGUGGCCGGGGCGCAGGAUGAGCAGCAGGUCUGCGGGGCGCUAGAGGUGAUACACAGCCUGCUGAAAGGUUCGCCGGCCCAGGAGCAGCUCUUUGCCUUCCUCUUUGAGCCUGGCCAUGUGGAGGUCCUCUUCUCGCUGCUGGUGCAGAAGAAGUUCUCGGAUGAAGUGCGGGAGAGGGUCUUCAAGGUCCUUUACAAGAUGCUGAAGUAUGAGAAGGUUCCUGAGCGUAGCAAGAACCGCCUGAAGCUGAAGGACAUCGGGUACCAGGGGCUCAUCACCUUCCUCAGUGACAUCCCCGGCUCCAUGCUGCUCUUCCGCUGCCUUUCGGAGCAGGUCCUUGGAGCAGACCCUCCCAACUACAAGGACCUAAUGGCCGUGGUUUACCUGUCCCACCGGGCUGAGCUGACUGUCCGGCUCGAUAUCUGCCGCAAGCUCUUCCACUUGAUCUACGCUCAGCAGGACAUGGUGAAGCAGCUGGCGAGGUUGGCCGGCUGGCAGGACACACUCACCAAGCUCUAUGUCAAAGAGUCCUACGAGUCCCGCCAGCACAGCCUGAGCAUCACGAGCAAUGGGGGCUGCCUGGAGUUCCUCCGCCUCUCAGACCCCCCGGGCAAAGAGGGGACGAGCCCACCACUGGCCGAGCUGCAGGAGUUGGACGUCUUCCUGCCACUGGGCUACGAGACCUCGGACCAGGAGCUCUCCGAGGGCUUCUCCGACCACUCCUUCUCCCCAGGCGGCCGUACCAAGUCCUUCCACUCCUACAACUUCAAGUCUUUCGACUCCUCCGACCGGGCCAGCCGCUCCUCCUCCAACCCUGGUGAUGGUCCUCCCUUCGACAGUGUCUACCACCCACUCUCGCCCUUCUCCACCUCACCCUUUGACCUGGGACUCGACCUGGCCAGCACCAGCUCCAUUGCAACGGCCGAGAGCGGCACGCAGACCCCUGCCAGUGGCCCUGGCACCCCCUCGCCCCUGGAGAGCUUCAAGCCCUUCCCAGGGAUGCGAGCACGCAAGAGUUCCAGCCUCUCCAACGUCCUGGAUGAGAGCAGCUACCAGGACGCACUGCCCAGUGACAACAUUUCCAACACCAGCAACCCCCAGCAAACACCCGAGGAGGAGCUGUGCAACCUCCUGACCAACAUCGUCUUCUCGGUGACCUGGCGCGGGGUGGAGGGCUGGGAUGACAUGGCGUGGAGGGAACGUGGGCAGGUCUUCUCCGUCCUCACCAAGCUGGGGAUGGCGUGCGAGCUGGUGCGGCCCCCCGAUGAGGUCAAGCGCAGCUUGCUGGAGAUGAUGCUGGAGUCGGCACUGACGGACUUGAAGGAGUCGGGGCCGACCGCCCUACCUGGUCUCACCCACAAUGCCCUCAAGCUGCUGCGGCUGCUCCAGGACUUCUUGUUCUCCGAGGGACACAACAACCAGGCCCUAUGGAGCGAGAAGGUGAAUGGGCACUAG